AGUUCCCUAAUUGGCACUUCGAGGAUAAUUAUAAACACGCUCGCUACGAAGGAUAUACAUUGUAUCCCUUCCACUCAUCUCAAAUUUCUCUAGUCACUAAUUCAAACCAGCAACAAUGACAUCAUACGCUGUAACAGGUGCAGCUCGGGGAAUUGGCUUUGAAUUUGUUAAUCAACUCUCCGCUGAUUCUGGGAACACCGUGUUCGCCAUUGUACGCAGUAAGGCCACUGCGACCAAGCUUGCGGGUCUAGGAAGGCCCAAUGUUUACAUCAUCGAGGCCGAUAUCACAAACACCAACGCCCUGCAUCUCGCUGCUGCAGAAAUUGCUACGGUCACAGGCAACUCGCUUGAUUACUUGAUCAACAACGCUGCUUUCGUGGAGCCAGAAAGAGAUGGAUUGACUCUCGAUUCAUACUCCUCAGAAGAGUUGCUCACCAAGGAUCUCCUUGAUUCGUUCAAUGUCAAUGUCGUCGCCGUCAUUCAUACCAUCAACAUCUUCCUCCCCCUGCUCAAGAACGGGAAGGCGAAGACGGUUGUCACGAUCAGCACCGGAUUGGGAGACCUCGAUGCGACACUAGCCUUUGAAAACGCCGCCUCCGCACCGUACUCGAUCUCGAAAGCUGCUGUCAACAUGGUCAACGCCAAGUAUGCUGCCCAAUACAAGCCAGAGGGCUUCAUCUUCUUGGCGCUUAGUCCAGGACUUGUGGACACUAGUACCAGGGCCCCCACUGAAGAGGAGCUCGAAAAAGUCACGGAAAUGAUUGGAAAUUUCAGAAAGGUCUACCCCGAUUUCACGGGGCCGAUUACACCACAGACCUCUGUCCAAAUGCAACUCGAGGUCAUCAACCGAAUCACGGUCAACGACACAGGCGCAUUCAUCUCACACAAAGGAAAUAAAGAGUGGUUAUAGGUUCUAUAGACACUCAUGCUCGCUGGCAGCUUCAUACUACUAUAAAGAUACUUAUAGCCAUUUGCAAAUGUAACGGUACUGGCACCUCGAUGUACAACAAAUGAUAACAUGGACCACAAAAGGACUUGGUGAUAUUUUGAAGGCUCGAGUUGUAGUAGCGUGAGUCCGUGACGUCUCAGAUCUCAAAUCUCAGCUUCUGAAUCUACUGCGACAUGGGUUGUGGCCCGAAGACUUUCAAAAAUCAAUGACUCCGAUAGCUCGGAUGACGACGGCAGCGUCC
This is a messenger RNA of Suillus paluster, 1190 nucleotides long. RefSeq lists its product as uncharacterized. NCBI's taxonomy places the organism in Eukaryota, Fungi, Basidiomycota, Agaricomycetes, Boletales, Suillaceae. Bases 116 to 910 code for a protein of 264 amino acids. Gene Ontology annotation, molecular function: oxidoreductase activity, acting on the CH-OH group of donors, NAD or NADP as acceptor. The transcript has 6 exons. The record is from RefSeq and is a predicted model, not a curated record.